Messenger RNA from Lachancea sp. 'fantastica', 915 nucleotides. The record is from the annotation of a GenBank genome assembly. NCBI's taxonomy places the organism in Eukaryota, Fungi, Ascomycota, Saccharomycetes, Saccharomycetales, Saccharomycetaceae.
AUGUCUGAGGAACUCACACUGCCACAAGUUGUCGAUGAUCUCGAGACUAUUCAGGACUUGAAACAGGCCGCAAAGGAUAUCUUUUGCGGUACUGUAGGAGGUAUCGCUCAGGUUUUGGUGGGCCAACCGUUUGACAUCAUUAAAGUCCGGCUACAAACAUCGUCUGUGCCGACCACGGCGAUGGACACAGUCAAAAAUCUGGUAAAAAAUGAAGGAAUAAUGGCGUUUUACAAAGGCACCGCCGUGCCACUGGUGGGCGUAGGAGCUUGCGUUUCGUGCCAGUUUGGUGUCAACGAGUCCAUGAAAAGGUAUUUUCAUUCUCGCACCGGUGCCGCUGAAGGAACUCAUUUGUCGUUAGGCCAAUAUUACGUGUGCGGGUUCGCAAGUGGGUCGGCCAACGCAUUGCUUGCCACUCCAAUUGAGCACGUCCGUAUCAGAAUGCAGAUUCAAAAGAGCGCAAAGGGUGAAGGUCUAUAUCGCAGUUCUUUGGACUGCGCCAGACAACUUAUUAAACAAGGUGCUCUGAUGCAUGGUUUUACUGCCACGCUUUUGAGAACUUCUCAUGGAUUCGGUGUCUAUUUCUCCACAUAUGAAGCGCUGAUAGCCAAUCAAGCAAAACACGGUGUAGCUCGUCAGGAUAUUCCCGCCUGGAAAGUUUGUAUUUUCGGAGCGUUUUCUGGAGCAUUUUUCUGGUCUUUGACAUAUCCCUUUGACGUCGUCAAGUCCGUUAUGCAAGCAGAUGACUUCAGAAACCCUCGCUAUGGAAACAACGUUUGGUCCGUAGCAAAAAAGAUUUACCAGGAGCGCGGGAUCAAAGCAUUUGGAAAGGGAUUCACACCUACCAUACUCCGCUCUUUACCAGUGAACGGAGCCACAUUUGCCGCUUUCGAGAUUUCGAUGCGGUUGAUUAGCUAG